CAGUUUUCGCGGUGGCGCGGUCUAGAAGACUUGAUCAAUUUUCAUUGGGGAACCGUUUUUCCUUGACCGCGUGAACGAAUUCAGAAAUAUCUGAAGAGCUAAAGAACUUCAGAUCGAUCUUAGUUUACCUUGGUGUUUUAGUGUGAAAAUUAUCACAUCCAUUUGCACUAUCUCGAUUCUCUAAUCAACGAAGUAAUCCAGGAAGCAUCCGCCAUUUGACAUUUUUGUAGUGCAAUUAUGACUCACGUUUUAACAAAUCUUGGAUACCCACAUGAUCUUCGCUUCCGUUCUAAGUCCGCUGAGAUAUUCAGAGAACACGAAAGACGAAAGGAGGGUAUUCCGAAGACGGAAUUCGACAAAAUUCGAAGCCUUUCUAGGCAGUCAUGGCAGCGAUCAUGGGAGAACCCUGGAGAUCCAUUGCCUUCUGUGAAAUGUAACCACUUUGUGACAACAUAUUCGACAACACACAACUACAAAGCGCUUCAAGAACCCACUCCCUGCCGACCGACUUCGCCAACGAGACGAAAUAACCCUCAUCCAACAAGGCCAUUUUUGCGGCUCCACCUGAGGCAGGCAAAAGGGUUUCCCAAACCUAAAGAAAAGCCACAACAGGACCCAUACGAUGUUGGUUAUAAACCUGAGGAACCAAAUGACAGGCAGCAGACAAUGUAUUACACUUUAUGGGAAAUGAAAGAUAUGGAAAAAAGGGGCCUGGAUAAGGCUUUAAUAGCUGCUAUGACUCCAAAAGCAGUACCAGCAGCACAAGCCUGGGUCAGGAAUGCUGGCAUGAAAGACAGGAAGAUAGUGUCAAACAUGUUGGAUGUUGUACACGAUGCACCAAAUGUUGAGCAGACUGUUAGUUCCACAUUCAGGCCUGAUGUUGUACCAGCUGUGAAUCGAUGGCUAAAGAAAGCUGGAAAUGAAGAACAACAAGCUGUGAUGAGAUUGAUCCGAACUUUGGCCUCUAAUCCAAUUAAUGAUGGAACAAUAGAUCCAGAGUACACAGGGCAACAACAUCCUGACAGAUACAUCUUGGGGAAGUACACGAUACGCCAGACAGGAACUAAAGGAACUCCCAUCACUGUUAAAAAUCAUUUUCCAAAAAAGUCCCAUUUUAAGGCACAUCCUGCAUGGCUUCAAGCUUCAUAACCAUUUAGGUUUUAGCCUAUUCUGGUAUUAUAUGUGAAGUCAUGAAGUCUAAUGCUGAAGAAGAGGGUUAACCCUUUAACUCCCAAGAUCUAAUUGUUAAUUCUUCCCUCUGGCAACUACACAUUUCCUUGUAAAUUAGGUUACAAGAAUUUGUUGUUACGCCAAGGUAAUAACUUCCAUCAGAUAGGUUUGAGUAUACUCAUUACCUGAUUGCUGAAUAGUGAACGGAGAUCAUAGGGUGAAGCUACAAGAUAAUCACUUUUGGGGGUUAAAGGGUUAACCUCUGGGACACAAACCAUUCAGUUUAUAUUAUUUAGUGUAUAAUUAUAAUUUCAUCCAUGUAUAUAGCUGUCUUUUGA
Molecule: messenger RNA, 1508 nt
Organism: Pocillopora damicornis (cauliflower coral)
Lineage: Eukaryota; Metazoa; Cnidaria; Anthozoa; Scleractinia; Pocilloporidae
Source: RefSeq, a predicted model, not a curated record